UCAUUGACUUCCAUGGUAUUGCUUCUGAGAACCUGGAAGGAGCAAAGACAUGCUGACAUUUUUGCAUUGAUUAAAUCACAUUUGGGUGUGAUGGAGCCUGCAGCUUCGUGUUUAGCUGGAUUCUUCAUGGCCUUUCUUCUCUUACAGAUCACUGUACUCACCCAAGCUAUGAGCUUGGAUAUACAGAUUAACAUUCAGGUUCCAGAUGAAGAAGGGGUACUGGUGGAGUGUACUUCAGGAAGUUUGAUCCCACCUGCUGAGAUGACAUGGAGAGACAGCAAGGGGAAUAUAAUUCCACAUUCAUCAAAAUUUGACUCUCAGGAUGGAUUAUUGUACUUGAAGAGCAGCAUUCUUCUAAAGAACAGAACACAUGGUCCUGUUACUUGUUCCAUUUACAAUGUAACUACAAAUCAAGAGAAAAAGAGAAGCAUUGUCCUACCAGAUGUCCUCUUCAAACCAGAGUAUAUGUCAUUGAUGGCAAAGAGACCUUCAUGUCCUGUAAUAUAUUUGAUCAUUAUACUUGUUUUAUAUUGUCUCAGAGGAAUACUUGUUUGUUGUCUCAAAUGGAAAACAUGUGAAUUCAUGAGAGGUUCGAAUAAAAUGAAGCUUUGCUAUGAGUUUAUGUGGGAGUGUCUACCAUUAGUUUUGUAUAUUGGCUUCCUCCCUCUCUAUUUGAAUUUCAGGAGCAGAGCUUCUAUUUUGGACAAUGCAUACCCACUGUACAGUAAUUGGCUGUGGGAUGUAUGCAUAAUCUUGGUUGUAAUGAUGCUAUUUUUCACUGGACUCAUUCUGCUUCUAUUUGUGACUCUAAACACCAAAGAACAGAAAGCACUGUGCCAACCACCGGAGGAUGAAAUCCUACCCUUAUACCAGCUUUCACAGGAGUUCACAGAACAACGGUCACCAUCUCCGUUCCUCAGAGAUUGCAGAGAGGAAACGGCCCAGCUCCAAGGAAGUAUUGUAGAGGAGAUCUUCAAUCAGCCCCAAGGAAGCUGUGAAGAGGAGAUCUUCAAUCCUCUUCAGCCCUUAAGAUUGAAUUGCAGUCUCAACUCGGGAACCUGAGACAGUAAAGAAAGAGAGGAAAGGAUUCUGAUUUGAACUAUAAAAUUUAUAUCUGCAAAAUAUACAAUUGAGAGGUUCUUUGAUCAAAUUUUGUUCUGUCUAAAAAGUGUAGAUUUUUAAAAAUACAUUUUUAAAUUAAAAUACAAUUACAUUGCAUCUCCCUUCUCUUUCUUCUUUAUCUCCUUUAAUGUACCCUCCUUCCAAGCCUUCCCAUGCCCCCUCAAAAUGAUAGUCUCUUUUUCUUUAUUUUUGUUAAACACACAUAUAUGUAUAUGUAUGCACAGAUAUAUAAAUACAAGGUGCUGAGACUGUUUUUGUUGUUUGUAUAUGUAUUUUCAGGGCAAAAAAUGACAUUUUUAUUUUGAGCUUUGUCAUCAUAUAGAUGACAAUGAGUGUCCAUGUGGCCUGUGAUGCAUACUCUCCUCCACAUCUUAAACUCAGUAAGGACUGAAUCAACAUGGAUUUGUUUAAAAUUAUUCUUUGACAAAUUUUCUUCAAAUGUGAACAUAGGAUUUCA
Peromyscus californicus insignis is the source of this 1579-nucleotide messenger RNA. Its product is annotated as selection and upkeep of intraepithelial T-cells protein 10-like. Gene Ontology annotation, molecular function: signaling receptor binding. Gene Ontology annotation, cellular component: external side of plasma membrane. The record is from RefSeq and is a predicted model, not a curated record. The transcript has 8 exons. Lineage: Eukaryota; Metazoa; Chordata; Mammalia; Rodentia; Cricetidae. The coding region runs from base 13 to 1062 and encodes 349 amino acids. Gene Ontology annotation, biological process: T cell receptor signaling pathway; regulation of cytokine production.